Molecule: messenger RNA, 543 nt
Organism: Nematocida parisii ERTm1
Lineage: Eukaryota; Fungi; Microsporidia
Exons: 1
Coding region: 1-543 (180 amino acids)
Source: RefSeq, a predicted model, not a curated record
AUGCAUAACAAUAAUACUAACACCAACACUAAUAGUACUACUAACACAAACAGCAACAGUAAUAAUAAUACUAACACCUAUAGUGGCAGUAGUACUAACCCACACACUGAUAUGCACAGCUGCCAUAUGACUGGGAAAGACCACAAAUCCUGCGACCACUCAGACAAAAAGUGUACUAAGUCUGAUAUGUGCCCAACAGAAUAUUGCAAAAAUGGCAUAGCAAACCCACAAUUAUCAUCAAAAGGACAAAUGAACUACAAAAUGUGUCUUCCAACAGGAAUAUCUCCAGAAGACGUAAUAGUAAAAGAAGAAAAGAAAGGUAACAAUGGAGAAAUAAAAAUAUGCUACAAAAAAGAAAGCAAAAUAGACAGAAAUGACUUCAAACAAUGCUGCCAGCAAGAAGGCGGCAUUUGCUUUACAAUUGAUCCUAACCGAAAAAUAAAAUGCGCAAGAAUAGAGAAUGGAAUGUUAGAAAUUGACUUAGAAGAAGGAGAGCCAUCUAACAAAGAAAUUACACUCUCUUUGCCGGAUAAAAAGGAAUAA